ACAUUGUCGUAUUAAGUCCAUGGUUGUGCUCAAUUCUAUUCACAUGUUGAGGUUGAAUAUCCAGCGUAUGUUGCAGGGAGAGCAACCCAAGCAGAAUUUAUAAAUGGUGUUUCGAUUUUAAAAAGGGUUUUAAAAGUCAAGUUUUGUGACUGAGAUUAACCUGUGCCCCCCUCAGUGCCAGCCUCAUCACAUGUCUGUGAAAUAAUGCCCCCUAGUGGACAAUAAUUGCCUGAAGGUGUGAAGGCCCUGAGUUCGUGAUUGACUCAGAACCAUUGGCAUGUCAUUCAAAUGUUUAUGCGUUGGAGGCUAUGCCUCAGAUUAUCCCUCUCAUAUUUAACUGUAUCAUUUAAUAAUACAAUAGUUUUCACAAGUGACUGGCUUGUCCAAAAGUUCCUCCAACUUUACGUGUGUGUCAAAGAAUGUCUGGAAAUGUAUAUUGUCCAUACAUGAGACAAGUAUAAUCAAUGAUGUUGAUAUUUUGGAAUAAUGUAGUGAUUAUCGUUUGACAUGGUCUGCAGUAUAAGUAAACAUAUUAGUAAUCUUGUGAAAUAUUGCUCUCUAGUGGUAGACAGAGUGUAUUGUAUUGCUUAGUGCUUGUAGUGGUAUACUGUGUGGCUGUUAUCUAAAAUGAGCAGAUUAAGGCACGUUAUAAAACAGAGUCUGGGAAGACAAAGAUUCCCACUUGGAACAAAGGUUUCCUGGCGUGAAAGCUGCCUUGACAUUCAAGUUCCCCCCAAAUUGUGUGCAUCUGCAGCAUUAACUAAGGAAAGGAUUUAUCAAAUUUCCUUUUAUAGUCAAAUAUUUCUGACUGAAAUAACAUUAAAAUUGCUAAAUUAAUAACAAUGGUGGUUUCAGCUAGAAUUUUCAGAUCAAAGAUGACAUGAGUAUAAUCAUUUUUAAGCCUGUAUCUAGUAACCCUGGAGUGUUAAAUGGGAGAUACAUAUCACUCACAGUCAUUCUUUUGCAAAGUUAGGCCCUGUUCGUCAUUAACUGCUUACAUGCACAGCCUGGAGAGUCUUGUGACUCUUAUUAUUGCCUUAUUAUUAUCAGAGCGCCAACAAUGCAUCUUCUGGUUCGCCACUGGGUCUGUUUGAUGAUUUUCCAGUGUUAAUCAGUGACUGCCUCGGGGCGGGAGAGGACUUGUGAAUCCCUAGGGGGCUGGUUUGUGACAUGGUUCAGAGGGAUUCUCGUGGGGAUUUGGUGUGAAAUCCUGGCCCAAGGAGACAAGAGGGAGAGCAAUCUAGGCUAUUUCUAGACCCCAUUAUCAAAAUUGCUCUGAUAAUCUGUCAUAGCACAUGAUCCCCAAUUCAUUCAUCACUGAUCUGGCCCAGUGCAUUUACCUUACUCAGACUCUAAUGCUCAUGACAUCUGAUUCCCAGCCAAGGGUCAUCCCACAUACACUGUGCACAUGCGCACGCGCACAUACACACACACACACACACACACCCGUGCGCACACACACACAGUUGCACAUUAUUCCAGUCAACAAUCAUUCCAUUCAUGAAGUUAUACUUUAAGCACAAUGUACAAAAUGUAAUUAAAUAAAACAAAUAAACAAAAAAAUCAUGUUAGAAAAAUUCACGUUCUGUUUUGAAAAUUCACAUUGUGUUAGAGGGAUAUGGAUAUGUAGCAUAUUCAAAAAAGGCUGCUUUGAAAGAGUCUGCAUUUCAGAAACAGUUUAGUACAGGAAACCCGCCCAAAGAGAGCAGUAUCUGUUACGCAGAUCAAUACGUGGUAUCUAUUACACAAAUCGAUUAUACAUUUAGGCUAGUUGGGAAAUUGGCAAUUAGUGGGGGGCUGAUAAAGGCUCUCUGAAACUUGUGGGGGUAUUCGUUCUUUUUGUGCUGCUUAAUAUGAGAAGAAUUCGCAAUCAGUUCGCACAAUGUUCUGACAAAUUCGUGAUUUAAUGUGUCUUACUGAACAGAAAUGAUUUGUGUGAGAUGGUAUGCGGGGGCUAGGUUUAUAGCCUACAGGAAGAAUACUCGUAGGCCUGUGAAAGUGAUAUGGCGGUAAGUGCCUAAACUCAAAGUCCCGCUGACGAUGUAAAUAGGGCUUCAGGCAGUAGGCAUAAUGCAAUGAAGCAUCUUUCACUGUUUUCACUGUUUUACAAUAUCAGCGUCUUUUCUGACAUGAGCUUUAUAACGCAAGCGGCAGUAGGCUAAUCUUACGGUGCAGUGUUUGUUAAUAACAAACAAGUAGCCUUCUUAGCAAGAUAAACCAAUUACGGAAUGUGCCAUUUACUUUGUUAUGCAUCUGUUAAUAGUACCCUGUACGGGUGUAGGCCUAUGCUAAGGUUAAUAGGAAGGGGAUUUAGCGUGCUUUAGGGAACUGAUUCGAACUUGACUGUCUGAGAGCCUUGUACUCGCUAACCCUGUGAGUCGACGCAGCUUUAAUCACAGCACCAACGCGCUUCUGUUGCCUCCCCAAUACGCCACCAGUGCGCUCAGAGCAGUCUACAGGAAACUUGUCAGAUUCGAAUACCAGACUAAAUCUGCAACUGCUGAAGAGGAAGGGAUACCGGUCGAUAAGCGGGAACAACUAUCCGUCGGACAUGAACAAAUGGAAUAACCGACACGCGUUGAUCAGGAGGAAAAGACAAAGACGUUUAUUUUGAUUGUUUUAUACCUUAUCAUCCAUAUGAAGAAGACAAACAUUGGGGAGAGCGUUUGCAUCCUCGCACUACUGUUGUCGACUUUGGUGACAGGUGGUGUCAAAGGCAGAACUCCUCUCACGGAUGAUGUGGGUACACUAGACGUGUUGAAAGGAAACAUUCCCAGGGACUACAGAAUCCUAGUUAAUCACACUCCCAAGGCAGUGGCAGGAAAGUGCUGGCUGCAGUUAAACAUUUACCCUGUGGAGAAAAGCCUCAAGCAGCUAGCCCACAAGUUCAAUAACCUGUCAAUCAACCGAGAGAACAUCACCAUUUUCAUCACUAUGCUCCAAGGUCUUCGCUUCAUGCUUGGCAACGAGGAACUGGAUUUAGCAAUGCAGGCAUUCGAGUGCCAUUUCAGGACAGCACAUUGGCCAACUGAGCUCUACUUUGAUCACGUAAAAGAGGUUUUCAGUGCAGCUGCCAAUGUUUCUGGGAUAUUGGAGUGUGCCCCACCGCCCUGCCCAUCCACUUUACCUCCCUCUGCCACAACAGGUCAUGAAAGGCAGUAUCACAUUGGGGAGAGUUUGAAGAGAAGCCUUCCAGUCCUGCUACUGGUCCCUGUUUUGUUUUUACUGUUUCUGGGCGCAUGGAUGGUAGUACAGAGGAGAAGAGUCUGUAUGAACAACUCUAGCAGAGGUGAAGCAAGAAGUCCCCAGAGUGAAGCUGCACUGAGAGGCCCUGAGCCCCAGCACAGAGCUGCGCAGGAGGGCCCACUGGAACUCUCACCUAUGACUCAGGGGAGUACCAUCUCACUCCACAGAAGGAUACCAGAACUAUUUUGAAUGUGCAUCUAAACCACCUAAACCAAAAUGAACAAUGUCAUUAUUUGAAGAGAAGGGAGAGUGCCGUGGUGAUGGAGAUGUUGGAGGUGAUGGAGGAUUCAGCGGUAUGAGCUCUAGCAUUCAAGCAGGAACCUGGGAUCCGCCGCAGGGGAGGCCAGCCGUGAGGGCAGGGUGGGAGCAGGAAUGUACUCCAGAGAUACCUCACGUUACGCCACACUAUGGCGCAACAGCGCACCAAUACCCCCUCAGGGGGAUGAUGUGGUGAUGAGAGAAUGCCAUGCAGAGCCAUCGUGGAAUGAAUAACCACUCAGAACUCCUGAACAGAACCACGCCCCAGCCAGAGAUUGAUUUGCAUAUCUGUAACUAACCCGCAGGCCCUCAAAACAACAGGAAGGAGCCUUUGAGAAAGACUCAGCCAAUGAAGAAACUUGAAUUUUUUUUUCUUCAGCCACUCUGGAAGUGUCUGAAAAUAUGUGCAUGUGUGUCUGUGCACUUGUGCACCUGUAUAUGUUUGUAUGUGUGUGGUGUGUGUGUGUGUGGAAAGGGGUGGGUGCUAUUAAGUGGCAGUGUUUCGUGGGAGAGAGGCAUCUGUUUGGCUGCCUGCGGCGACCUCCGCUGAGACAGUAGCCAUCAUCUGGCCAGCCCCUGCAGGCCGGAGUUGGGUCUCAUGAAAGGCUUUUUGUAAACAGCUUCUGUCCUCCAGCUCUGCAAUCAGUUUAUGAUCCUGUUCUGUUUCACCGAAAGACAGAGAGGGGGGGGGGUGAGAGAGAAAGAAAUCCCCCAGAACGGUCUGGAACGGCCCAGAACAGAGUGUCUGCUUGUCCAGAUCUGUGUUUUGGCUGGGUGCGAUCACGAACAUGGCCCAUUGAUGUUUUUCAACACAUACCAGAUAUGUGGAGCAUAUUUGGUAUGCCUCUUGUCUCGCCCCCUUGCAGCCCUGGUGCUUCAGCUGUGUGUAUGUGUGUGUGUGUGUGUGUGUGUGUGUGUGAGAGAGAGAGGGAGAGCAUCGUUGCAAUGUUCAGCUAACUGAUAGACUUUGAACUGAAUGGAUCAAAUUUGUCUGAAUGGGACCACAGAGGCCAAGACAUUAAUCAGUGCAGUGUGUGAGACUGAUCUCAUUUCACUGACUCAUUGGCGCACACACACACACACACACACACACAGAACCAACAAAUUCACGUAAAACGCACCACUUAAGAACUCACACGCACACAGCCCACCAGAGGCCAAGGACUAAGACUCAUAGCAGUUCAUAACAUAAGGAGUCACAUGGGAAAACGCGUUGGGCAAUGACUAAAAAACACGAUCCAGUGAAUCAUAGCCUUUGAUAGAUCUCUGUCUCUAUUCCUUCCCUCCCUCCCUCUGUUCUCCCUCCCUCCUUUAAUGUGAUGGCCAUCCACGGCCUCAUUGUUUCCCAGCAUGACAGGCCUGUCUG
Molecule: messenger RNA, 4870 nt
Organism: Clupea harengus (Atlantic herring)
Lineage: Eukaryota; Metazoa; Chordata; Actinopteri; Clupeiformes; Clupeidae
Gene: kitlgb
Product: kit ligand b
Biological process (GO): cell adhesion; positive regulation of cell population proliferation
Cellular component (GO): plasma membrane
Molecular function (GO): stem cell factor receptor binding; cytokine activity
Source: RefSeq, a predicted model, not a curated record